AUGGUUCGCUUUGGUAUUUUGACCGUCUUGCCUUUGGCACUUACUGCAAUCGCUGCUCAGAUUGAUAUCCCGUCUGUGGAUGCUGCUGUCUCUGCAGCUCUCAAGGAAUAUGGGAACUAUGAAGCAUACACUGGUCCCCAAAAGAAGCCCCCGGGCAAAGUGAAGAACAUCCAAACAAGCGCUUCGCUCGCCAGUGAAUCUUCAUUUUGGCUCGAAUCGAUAGCUCAUCAGGGUAUCUCUGCUUUUGGAGCUUCUGGAUAUCAAGUCUUUCGUAACGUCAAAGACUUUGGUGCGAAAGGUGAUGGUGUUACGGAUGAUACUGCAGCAAUCAAUGAGGCUAUUAGCAGCGGCGACCGAUGUGGACGGGAUUGCGGAUCUGAUACAACAACCCCAGCCCUGGUCUACUUCCCUGCUGGUACCUACAUGAUUUCGUAUCCGAUCUUCGACUACUACUAUACGCAAAUCAUUGGAGAUCCCACGAACAUGCCUGUGAUUCAAGCCACAGCAGGAUUCGAAGGCGGAUACCUCAUCGACGCCGACCCUUAUUUCACUGCUGAUUUGAACUGGCCAUCCACCGUCGUAUUUUUCCGACAAAUCAGGAACCUUGUCCUGGAUCUCCGCAAGAUCCCUGCAGACAACGCCGUGAGUGGCAUACACUGGCCAACAGCACAGGCAACUAGUCUGGAGAACAUGGUCUUCCAGAUGAGCUCGGCCCCUGGUACGAAGCAUCAGGGUGUUUUCUGUGAAAGCGGUUCCGCUGGCUACAUGGGUGACCUUGUUUUCAAUGGAGGAAAUAUCGGUGCAGCACUCGGUAACCAACAAUUCACAAUGAGGAAUUUGACAUUCAACGACGCAGUCACUGCCAUCAGCCACUUCUGGGACUGGGGAUGGACUUAUAAGAACAUCCACAUCAACAACUGCCAGGUCGGCAUUGAUAUUACCUCUGGGGGCCACGACGAGCAAAGCGUCGGCUCGCUUACCUUGUUGGACAGCUUCAUUACCAAUACCCCAGUGGGUAUUGUCAGUGCCCGUGAUUCUACCUCUCAGCCUCCUACGGGUGGAAGUGUUAUUCUUGAGAAUUUGUUCGUUGACAAUGUCCCCGUCGUUGUGCAAGGUCCGGGCCAGAAAACUGUUCUGACUGGUGGAACCAAGCAUGUCGAUGCCUGGGGACAAGGGCAUAGCUACACACCUAAUGGCCCUCAGACCUUCCAAGGCACCUUCACCCCCAACUCCCGUCCAGCAUCGCUCGUUCAGGGAGAGCAGUUCUAUGAACGAUCCAAGCCCCAGUACAGCAGCUUGAGCCCUUCCUCAUUUAGUAGCACUCGAAGCGGUGGUGCAACCGGUGAUGGAAAGACAGAUGACACAGCUGCGCUCCAAAAAGUCAUCAAUGAUGCUGCUUCCGGUGGCAAAAUAGUUUACUUCGAUGCGGGUACCUACCGCGUGACGAGCACUAUCAAAAUCCCAGCAGGCUCUAAAAUUGUUGGCGAAGCCUAUCCAGUGAUCAUGUCCAGUGGUAAUUACUUCAACGACAUGGGCAGCCCCAAGCCAGUCGUUCAGGUUGGCGCUUCUGGUGACAGUGGUCAGGUCGAAUUGUCGGACAUGAUUGUGAGCACACAAGGUGCACAGGCAGGGGCUAUUGGCAUUGAGUGGAAUCUUGCGUCUCCAUCUGGUAGUCCAUCGGGAAUGUGGGAUGUGCACGUAAGAGUUGGAGGGUUCGCAGGCUCCCGGCUUCAAGCUGCGCAAUGCAUUGCAACGCCGGAUACAAAUACCACCACGGCGAAUCCAGACUGCAUUGCCGCCUUUAUGCUCAUGCACAUCACGCCAUCCGCCACUGGGUUGUAUAUGGAAAACAACUGGUUCUGGGUCGCGGAUCAUGAUCUUGACGGAGACGGCCAGAUCACCGUCUAUAGUGGUCGGGGCAUGAACAUUGAAAGCACACAGGGAAAUAUUUGGCUAUCAGGCACCUCCGUGGAACACAACGUCCUGUACGAAUAUCAGCUGGCAUCAACCAAGAAUAUUUACAUGGGACAGAUACAGACCGAGUCAGCAUACUACCAACCCAACCCCCUUGCCACCACUCCAUUCCCAGUCGUCUCCUCCAUCCACGAUCCCGAUUUUGCCGCCUCCUGCGCCGGCAAAGGCAAGUACUGCAGUGAGGGUUGGGGUCUGCGAGUCUUAGAUUCGACCGAUAUCUUCGUCUACGGGGCGGGGCUGUACUCCUUCUUUGAUAACAAUAACGCCUCAUGCUCGGCCCAAGACUCGGGAAGAAGCUGCCAGGACUCAAUCUUCAGUCUCGAGGGCUCGUCUUCAAUCUCCAUCUAUAAUCUCAACACGCUGGGAUCAGCUAGCAUGAUUGAUAUUGACGGUGUUAGCGUUGCAGACCAGGCUGAUAACUUGAAUGUGUUCAGCGAAAAUAUUGCACUGUUCAGAAACUGA
Molecule: messenger RNA, 2436 nt
Organism: Penicillium paradoxum
Lineage: Eukaryota; Fungi; Ascomycota; Eurotiomycetes; Eurotiales; Aspergillaceae
Product: glycoside hydrolase family 55 protein
Exons: 7
Coding region: 1-2436 (811 amino acids)
Molecular function (GO): polygalacturonase activity
Source: RefSeq, a predicted model, not a curated record